This is a messenger RNA of Oppia nitens, 822 nucleotides long. Its product is annotated as RCC1 and BTB domain-containing protein 2-like. Lineage: Eukaryota; Metazoa; Arthropoda; Arachnida; Sarcoptiformes; Oppiidae. Gene Ontology annotation, biological process: protein phosphorylation. The transcript has 3 exons. Bases 1 to 822 code for a protein of 273 amino acids. Gene Ontology annotation, cellular component: cytoplasm. Gene Ontology annotation, molecular function: guanyl-nucleotide exchange factor activity; protein kinase activity; ATP binding. The record is from RefSeq and is a predicted model, not a curated record.
AUGGCGUCUAAUGAAUGGGACGAUUGGAUGCAGAAAAUAGUGAAUUUCUAUGUGUUUAAAACUGACGGAAUCAAUACAAAUAUGCUAUUUGUCACUAAUGAUGAUCGAGUCUAUGGUAUGGGUGCUAAUGAUUACGGUGUACUCGGAACGGGUGAUGAUAUGUGUGCUAAUAAACCGACACCAAUAUCAAUGUUGAAAGACAAACGUAUAAUUAAUUUUCUAAGCGGCAAAAAGUUUACCGUAUUUUAUAGCAGCGAUAAUUGUGUCUAUAGUUGCGGUAAUAAUAGUUGGGGACAGUUAGGUAGCGAAGGACUAGUGGGUCAAUUGAUGGUGACACCAAUGAAAGUACAGAUUAAUAAAAACAAUGCAUUAGUUCACGACAUAAGCUGUGGUUCAGAUCAUACACUGGUAUUAACACAUAGACAUCAAGUGUACGGUUGGGGUAGCAAUCGUUUCGGUCAAAUCAAUAGCCGAGACACUGCUAUUGAGGUCAUCGAUACACCCGUACUGAUUGAUUUCAAUGGCAAUCAAUGUAUCAAAGCUGUUCACUGUUGCCGUAAUACAUCGUUUGCGUUGACCAGUGAUGGACAGGUAUUUAUAUGGGGCGUGACUGGUGGUGAAACUGGUGUCGAAGUAUUUAAUAGACAAUUGGAUGAACCAAUGGAUUGUUUAGAAUAUUAUAUUACCUGUGAAUUACUAUUAGAUAUAUUAAAAUGUGUCCGAUAUUUACAUCAAUUGGAACCACCGGUUAUUUAUAGGGAUCUCAAACCCGAUAACAUAUUGAUUGCCAACUAUAUAGAAAACGGACAAGUCAUACGGUAG